Messenger RNA from Cokeromyces recurvatus, 3419 nucleotides. Its product is annotated as chitin synthase-domain-containing protein. The record is from RefSeq and is a predicted model, not a curated record. The transcript is spliced from 4 exons. Lineage: Eukaryota; Fungi; Mucoromycota; Mucoromycetes; Mucorales; Mucoraceae. Gene Ontology annotation, cellular component: cell periphery; cell septum. Gene Ontology annotation, molecular function: chitin synthase activity. Bases 42 to 3419 code for a protein of 1125 amino acids.
ACAAAGGGAUUUGACAUAUCAUUUAUACAUACCAAAAUAAAAUGUCAAAUAUGCCGAAUAAUAAUAACUAUGGCGACCAUCGUCACUAUAGGAACAAUUAUAAUCCAAAUUUACAGUAUAAUUAUUCAUCGUCAUCUUCUUCUUCUCCGGAUAUGAAUAGACAUCGUUAUCAUACUGAGGCUCGGCCAUACCCUUCUUAUCAUCAAAGACAACAACAACAACCAUCGCCGAACUUUCCUGGGUAUAAUAACAUGCAACAGCCAUAUCAUCAUAGAAUGCCUCAACCCAAUAGACCCAUGAGCGGAGGAGGUGGUGGUGGUGGUCAUUUUCAACCACCUCCACCCCAUUUAUUUCAACGUGGCGCAAGCAUAAAUAGAUCCAAGUCACUAACAAGACCAGAACGACAACGUCCUCGUCCCGGUUUAAUUAAUCCCCAAGGGACCGCGCCACAACGUCAUCUUUCAAAUAUGAAUCAUCGUCGCAACAUUGAAAGAAAUAGUCAUACCUAUAAUCAACCCAUGUCAAAUAAUUUACAAAUGCAGCUUGCUCAACAAAGGCAACAACAAGCAAAUGCUGAACCUGUUAGAAGCCAAUCGUCAUCAAAUGAUAUCAAAGAAAAAGAAGAAAAGGAACCAAGUGUACUGAAUAGUUGGUGGGCUUGGACUGCCUUUAUUUGUACAUGUUGUUUCCCUAAUUAUAUUAUUCGUGUCUUAUUUGGUAAAUCCAAUAAAAGUAUGCAACAAGCUUGGAGAGAAAAGGUCACUUUAUGCUAUAUAGUAGCAUUUUUAUGUUGUCUUUUGGCUUAUGUUAUUUAUGGUUUACGUAUUAACUUAUGUCCUAAGGAUGUAACAUAUCAUCCUUAUUCAAUGGAACAUAAUGGUGUACUUGUUCCAAUUCAGAGAAGCGAUGUAUAUGUCUUUGGACAAAUUUAUAAAUUCGAUACAAUGCAAAAUUUUUUCAAGACGUUAAAUCUUGAUUUAACAAAAGAUUUCGAAGGUACGGAAAUUAGUUCCAUCUUUAAUGGUGAUAUCCAUGAUGCGUGUGCUCCCUUCAAAAAGGGUAAUAUAGAUCCUACUCUUCCUAGUUGCUCUAUUACAAGUCCCAAUGGCACUGUAAUUAGACAAGCAGAUGGUUCCUGCAUUCCUUUAUCAAGGUUACAUGCUUAUAGUAAUAAUGGUAAUUAUCUCAGUUAUGACUGGAAAGAUAUUCGUACGAAUAUUCAAGAAAUGAAAACUUCCAACAUGGGUGUUCUCGUCAAUACGAUUGUUAAUUUGACAACUUAUUUCGAAAAGAAUGAACCUAUCUUUGGUCAAGAGGUAGACGUGGCCUUAAGAUCUUCUCGAGGUAAUGAUCUUACCUAUGCUCUCCUGUAUACUGAACAAGGUAAAUUGGCACGAAGUUGUAUCACAGCUAGAUAUGCUGUCGGCACGGCCUCACAGGAGGUUGCAAGUUGUGUAGCGGAUAAUAUCAUCAUGACCACCAUGUUUGCUGUGAUCAUCAUCAUUAUCGUCGUUCGUUAUUCAUUUGCUGUUCUCUUCCAAUGGUUUAUCUCUCGUGGACUAGUGAAGCCAGGUGGAAGAUCGAACUGGUUAGCUUGGCGUUCUAUUAAGGGAGGUAAUGAUGACCCAGCUAACCAUAUCCCAGGUCCAUACAAUAACUAUCCCGUAGCCAACGGUUCUGUUCAUUCAUUUGGUUCAGAUCCAAAUGGACAACAAUCCCCCUCGAGUAUUCAAAGUUCUAACCAGCGAUUAAAUGGACAACGCACUGAUAUUGUCGAGACUGAGCUUUAUACGAUUAUGCUUGUUACCUGUUACUCUGAAGGUGAACAAGGUCUUCGAACGACCAUGGAUAGUCUCUCGAAUACAACCUACUCCAACAAACAUAAAAUCUUUUUCGUGAUUGCUGAUGGGUUAAUUACAGGUGCUGGUGAGACGAUGUCGACACCUGAUAUUGUCGUGAACAUGAUGGAUCUAACACCUGCCAUGGCGAAUCCUAAGCCCUGUUCUUAUCUCGCUGUCGCGGAUGGUGAAAAGCAAUUGAAUAUGGCUAAAGUGUAUGCAGGACAUUAUAAUGGCACACCUUGUAUCACGAUUGUCAAGUGUGGUACAGAAGAGGAACAAAACGGACCCAAGCCAGGUAAUCGAGGUAAACGAGACUCACAGGUGAUUCUCAUGACAUUCUUCCAGCGCGUCUUAUUUAACGAUCGUCUUUGUGAAUUGGAUUACGAGAUCUUUUGGAAGAUGACGUGGUUAAUGAAGGGCGUAACACCCGACAAGUUUGAGUUAGUCCUGAUGGUCGAUGCGGAUACACAAGUUUUACCUGAUGCGUUAACUUAUAUGGUAGCAGCCAUGGCCAAUGAUAUCACCAUCAUGGGUCUCUGCGGUGAAACACGUAUUGCUAAUAAACGAGCCUCUUGGGUCUCGGCUAUUCAAGUAUUUGAAUAUUAUAUCUCGCAUCAUUAUGCCAAGGCAUUUGAAUCUCUCUUUGGUAUGGUCACUUGUUUACCUGGUUGCUUCAGUAUGUUCCGUAUCAAGGCUCCAAAGAAUGGCGCCUGGGUCCCGAUCUUGGCUAAUCCAGAUAUCAUUCUUGAAUACAAUCAAAAUGUAGUUACGACAUUACAUGAAAAGAAUUUGUUAUUACUCGGUGAAGAUCGUUUCUUGUCUACCUUGAUGUUACGUACCUUCCCUAAACGACAAAUGAUGUUUGUCCCACAGGCACGAUGUAGAACGAUUGUCCCUGAUGAAUUUAGUGUCUUACUCUCACAACGUCGUCGUUGGAUUAAUUCAACUGUACAUAAUUUAAUGGAAUUAGUACUCGUCUCUGAUCUUUGUGGUAUCUCCUUCUUAUCUAUGCAAUUCUCUGUCUUUAUUGAUUUGAUCAGUGCCUUUGUGUUACCUGCUGCUAUCGUGAUGACACUUUAUUUAAUUAUUGAAACAGCUAUUUCACCUCAUCCUCAAUGGCAAUCAUUAGGUUUAUUAAUUGCUAUUUUAACUCUACCUGCAUUCUUGAUUGCUAUUACGACAUUAAAAUACAUUUAUAUUUUAUGGAUGAUUGUUUAUCUUAUUUCUUUGCCUAUUUGGAAUAUGGUUCUACCUAUUUAUUCUUACUGGCACUUUGAUGAUUUCUCAUGGGGUGCUACUCGUGUCGUAGUGGGAGAAAAGAAGGGAGAUGCACAUGGAAGUGCAGAUGGUAAAUUUGAUUCUAAACGUCUUGUUAUGAAGAAAUGGGAAGACUGGGAAGCAGAACGUACAGGACAUAGACAAAGUCGAAAGUUCCCAUUAAAGACACCUCAAAACAGUUUCUCGGCAUUUGAUGGAUCUAUUAAUAAACAACAACAACAACAACAACAACAACAACAGCAGCAGCAGCAACAGCAACAGCAACAAUCAACAACUUAUCCAGCAUACUUUAAACAAUAA